AUGACCGGCCGUGGUAAAGGAGGUAAAGGGCUUGGAAAAGGAGGAGCGAAACGUCAUCGUAAGAUACUUCGAGAUAACAUUCAAGGAAUUACUAAGCCAGCUAUUAGAAGACUUGCUCGAAGGGGCGGUGUAAAGCGUAUUUCUGGACUAAUUUAUGAAGAAACUCGUGGUGUAUUGAAAGUUUUCCUUGAAAAUGAUGCAGUGACUUACACGGAACAUGCAAAGCGCAAGACGGUCACGUCUUUGGAUGUCGUCUACGCGCUCAAACGCCAAGGCCGUACUCUUUAUGGUUUCGGUGGUUAA
Molecule: messenger RNA, 303 nt
Organism: Entrophospora candida
Lineage: Eukaryota; Fungi; Glomeromycota; Glomeromycetes; Entrophosporales; Entrophosporaceae
Source: the annotation of a GenBank genome assembly